Anguilla anguilla (European eel) is the source of this 8089-nucleotide messenger RNA. RefSeq names its product nuclear factor 1 B-type. The transcript has 12 exons. The record is from RefSeq and is a predicted model, not a curated record. The coding region runs from base 693 to 2453 and encodes 586 amino acids. Gene Ontology annotation, biological process: regulation of transcription by RNA polymerase II. Lineage: Eukaryota; Metazoa; Chordata; Actinopteri; Anguilliformes; Anguillidae. Gene Ontology annotation, cellular component: nucleus. Gene Ontology annotation, molecular function: DNA-binding transcription factor activity, RNA polymerase II-specific; RNA polymerase II cis-regulatory region sequence-specific DNA binding.
UUCGAAUAAGGCCCUUGAGCUGAACGCUGCUAAAAGGAAUUUUCCAUUUCAUUCCUAUACGAACGGGGCGCUGGUCCAAAGUCUUCCGCGUAUAAAAUCAUAACUCCAAGAGAAAAAGGAAAGACGUCUUUUUUCUGCAGAGGUAUCUGAAAGAACAGGGAAAGUGGGCUGGUGUAGCUACAUGGAAUUCGUUUGCUGGAAGAGGAGGAGUAUGACUGUAAUUAAAUGAAAAAAAAAACUUGAGACUGAUUUGUUAGGAUCGAGCAGUCGGGAGGGUGUUACCGGUCGAUAUUAUAUCAAGUUUGAAAAGCAAAUACGGGAUCAGAAAUUUGGCGCCUUCAAGUUUUUAUAAUAUACUUUUGAACGAUUUCCUCCCCGCCUGGAGACUGGCUUCGUUUUAGAUUCCGGUAUUUUCCCCCCUUUCCCUCGGUACAAGGGGAGCAGGAGAUUCGCUGUGGAUGUUACCGGACUUAAUGACGUUAUUUAAAUUAAAAUCAGAUAUGUCGUCUGGCAUCGCUUAAUGAAACUGCUUGGAUCCUCAAAGUUGUUUGACGCCCUUGGAUUAGACAUCUUUUUAUGAGACUAACUUUGCAUAUCCCUGCAUGCUGCGCGAACAGGAAUGAAUCGAUAAAAAUCAACCCACAUGCUGGACUUUUGUAGCUGAGUGAGAUAACUUUCGGUUAAGCACGGUGAUGUAUUCUCCAAUUUGUCUGACACAGGAUGAGUUCCAUCCGUUCAUCGAGGCCCUCCUCCCGCACGUCCGCGCCAUCGCCUACACCUGGUUCAACCUGCAGGCGCGGAAGCGCAAGUACUUCAAGAAGCACGAGAAGCGGAUGUCCAAGGACGAGGAGCGGGCGGUGAAGGACGAGCUGCUGGGCGAGAAGCCCGAGAUCAAGCAGAAGUGGGCGUCCCGCCUGCUGGCCAAGCUCCGCAAGGACAUCCGGCAGGAGUACCGCGAGGACUUUGUGCUCAGCGUCACCGGCAAGAAGCACCCCUGCUGCGUGCUCUCCAACCCCGACCAGAAGGGCAAGAUCCGCCGCAUCGACUGCCUCCGGCAGGCCGACAAGGUGUGGCGCCUGGACCUGGUGAUGGUCAUCCUGUUUAAGGGCAUCCCUUUGGAAAGUACCGACGGCGAGCGGCUGGUCAAGUCGCCGCACUGCACCAACCCGGCACUUUGCGUCCAGCCGCACCACAUAACGGUGUCCAUUAAGGAGCUGGACUUGUUUCUCGCCUACUACGUCCAGGACCAAGACUCCCAGCAGUCAGGAAGUCCCAGUAACAAUGAGCCUGGCAAAAACCCUCCAGGUUACUUGGAAGACAGCUUCAUCAAAUCAGGAGUCUUCACUGUUUCUGAGUUGGUGAGAGUUUCCAGAACCGCCAUCACACACGGAGCGGCGGUGAACUUCUCCAUAACCGACAUGCCGAGCCAGCCGUACUACCACGACCUGAACUCCGGCGUCGGGCUCCACCGGUCUCUGUCGUCGCCACACGGCAGCAAACGGCCCAAGACCAUCGCCAUCGAGGACAGCAUGGAGACCAGCCCGUCGGGGGACUUCUACUCCUCUCCCAGCUCCCCAGCCAGCGGCAGCAGGCCCUGGCAUGAGAGAGACCAAGACAUGUCGUCUCCCACCAUGAAGAAGCCCGAGAAGCCAUUGUUUAGCCCCACCUCCCCGCAGGACUCUUCCAGAAUGAGCACUUUCCCCCAGCACCACCAUCCAGGGCUAACGGGGGUGGGACACAGCGGUACGUACCACCAGCCAGGCCUAACGGGGGUUGGACACAGCGGUACGUACCACCAUCCAGGCCUAACGGGGGUGGGACACAGUGUGAUUUCAACAAGGAGCCCGCCGCCGCACUCUCCCCUGCAGUUUUCUGCCCCCGCCAUACUUCCUCCUGCCCCGACGACUUACUUCACCCACCCCACCAUCCGCUACCCGCCCCACCUCAACCCCCCCGACGCCCUGAAGAACUACGUACCGCCGUAUGAUCCGUCCAGCCCACAGAGCAGCCAGCCCAACAGCAGUGGCCAGGUUGUGGGGAAGGUGCCCGGGCACUUCACCCCGGUGCUGGCUCCCUCCCCACACCACAGCGCAGUGCGCCCCGUCUCUCUCUCCAUGCCCGACACCAAACCCAUCACCACAUCCGCUGAAGCCUACUCAUCCCCAGGAACCCCCACGGCCAACCGUUUUGUCGGACUGAGCUCCAGGGAUCCAGCGUUCCUACACCAGCAGCAGCUGAGGAUAUGUGACUGGACCAUGAAUCAAAACGGCAAGCAUUAUUCCCCCACUGCCACUGAGGAUACUAUGGGAAUUACUUGGCAAAGUCCUGGUACCUGGGCGAGCUUAGUCCCGUUCCAAAUGUCGAACGGGACUCCGAUUCUGCCAGCAAGUGUGCAGAACUACAGCAUAAACAUCAUUGGUGAGCCCUUCCUUCAGGCAGAGACCAGUAACUGAAAUCCGGCUGGAACAGGAAGCAAGGAAGAAAGGAAGGAAGUCAUCUGAACUUAAGGGACAAAACCAGCAAGCAGCACUUAUACAAUCUGCUGUGUGUUCCCUACAGGGACACUGGCCAUGAACACUACAAGGUGAAGCGGUCUGGCUACGUAUUGUUGCUCACCCCAGACAGUCUUUGUGUGGAGAAAUCCCCUCCCCCCCCAUCUCCCCCCCCCCCUCCCCUGUCAAAUACUGUGAUUGACCCGAUAAACGACUUUAGAUGCCUUAAUGUUUGCAUGAUAUGCUAGUUUCUGUUAGUACUUUUCUCAAUGUUUCGGAAGCGCUAGUCCUAGUUUGAAGACAGGCUGAGACGGUUCGAUAAACGCGUAAAGACUGGCUGAGAUCAGGCCGUGUGGGCGGGGCCUAGCGUCGCCUCCACAGGCUCACACGCCAAUCCCGCUCACCGCAUUUUCAUAGGAACAGCAUGUGAAAAUCAGACUCAUUUCUUAGAUCCACAGUUCAGUUUGUUUAUGUUUUGUUUUCCAUAUUUUUAACCUGUAAUCCUGUUGAACCAGUGCUGAUAUUUAGUUAAACGUAAAGGUGAUCAUGUACACUAAAAGAGUUAUGAACUCUUAAAAUAAUAACGUGAGAAAAAGAAACCUAUAUUAUUAGGUUAUGAAAAAUUUUCCCCUUUCGGUGCAGAAUGCAUUUAGAUAUUUCCUUUUAAAAAAGGUGUAAAAAAAAAGACAAAAAAGAAUCUCUUGAGAGGCAAGUGCAAUUUAUGUAAUAACUGAAGGGAAGCUAUGGCAGUCUACCACCCCUGAGACACUAAAAUGAAGGGGAUUCAAUGUUUUUAAGAAAACAAAAAAAAAACAAUUUUAGGUUGCAUCCUCAAUUUAAAUGGGAUCGAUGAGAAAAUGCAGAUGUCUGUGCAAAACAGGGAGCUUAUAGCCUGAACACAAAUAACUAUGAAUCAAACGGCACUUAUAUUCUAUUGAGCCUUGUCCCUCAGUCUGAGGGCAGCUUUUAUUUAUAUUUGUAAAAAAUCAAAACUACAAAAAACGGGCAGAAUGAGACGCAAACUCUCUGCGAAACGACUCGCGCUUUCUGGGAGUGAUCGACCUUUCGACCCCUCGUGCUUCUGAAGCUACUGUUUACAAAAACAAACUUUUAAAAUAAGUAAAUAAAUAAAAAAUACGAAUGCGGGCUGUUUGAGCAAUUAAAAAGAAAUAAAUUUUAAAAAACGAGCGCUCGUUGUCUAUAACACGCGUUCGGCGAAACGCUAAUCUAGGGGGAGCCGAAGAGAUGCAUGGUGCUUUAGUGAAAAACGUAAAUCCAGCGGGUCACAGUGGCCCCCGGUCACGGUCAGAGUUCGCAGUGGCCCUCGGUCACGGUCAGAGUUCGCAGUGUGCACGGCAGAAACUUUGCCUUCAAAUCUCCAGUCCAGAUAUAUAAAUAUAAAUAUAUGUGUAACUCCUCUUUCCAAUAAUCUUUAUUUGCACGAAGAUAAUAUAGUCCACAUUACGUGCCUUUCCUGUGAAUAUAGAAGAACUUCACUACACUUGUUUUUUGCUGCAUUUAUUACCAUUUUAAGAAUUAACAUUUUUAUGAUAAGAAAAAAAAAAACUAUUUUGUACUCCGGAUGAAAUUGUGACAUCAUUGAUUUUAACUACAUUUACUACUUUAAUUCACAUUUAUAAUGCAUAUCAUGGCUGUGUACAGUUGCCGUUUUAAAGUUCAUAAUCAAUCAGCAUUAUUUUUCAGUAUUUUGGUGGUUUUUCUAAUAACCCUUCAUUUUUUUGUUUCUUCAUCUUCCAGUUACUAUAUGGGGGGUUUCAAAUGUAUAAGAAUUAUGCAAUACCAAGUUUUGCCUAUUAUAAGUAGUGCUUUUAGCUCUGUUGAUUAUUAGAAAAGCUAGUAUGGAGAUAGUAUGGACAAUAUUGUACACAAUUAUUUUGUCGAUGUUGUUGGUGUUGUUGACCUUGUUGUUGUUGUUGUUUAGUUUUUUUCCCUUUAUUUUGUUUAGUUGACCUAAGAGGGAGCUGCUUACUAUGCAGUGUGUGACAAGGUCUUUUUUUUUACUGUUCUGAGAGAUCGAGAGGAAUAAUUCGUUUUUGUUUUUUUCAUUUUCUUUUUCGAGGGGUGGGGCCAGGGGGGAGGGGGGGCUUUGAAUAAUCCAACUUAAUUAAUUAAACUUUACAGCACGCCUGUGAAGAAUGCACCCUUGGUCUUAGACGGCUGCAAAGUCACUGAUCUGUCUACUGUGACAAACUGGGUCCUCCUUUUAAAAAUCUCACCUGGGGUGCUAGCGAGAUGACUGGACGAAGCUCAUUCACACAGGAGAAGGAGGCGCGACUUGAGUGAAGACAAUCAUUAAGAACCACUCAAAAGAAACACAAAAAAAAAAAUCCAUUUAGAAACUAUAUGCAAAUCAAUUCCUAAGCAGAUGCCUUAAAAAUAUAAGUGACUUGUUAACGUAUUACAAUCACCGACACGCCGAUGCGUAUUAGAAAUAAAUAUAAAUACAAAUCAAUCAGCUUGGCUAAUAUUCAGAGAUCAGGUCUCCCAGUUCCUAGCGUUUAAUAUGCACUACAGCUGUUUUUUUGUGUCUGUGAAUCCGGGGAUAAAACUGUCCUUGUGGAGAAGCCAUGAUUUUAAAGCUUUGAGUUUUUUAUUUUAUUUUUAUUGAGCUAAACCGAGGGCUUCAGGGAAAGAAACUUGAUCACCCUGAUGGUCCCUGUCUUUUUGUAGGCAAUCAUCCGCCGUAUUUGUUUUUUUAACACUCACAUUGAUGGUUAAAUCGGUUCAAAAAUAAUAAAAUCUCAGGCAUAUUACAUGUACCAGGGCAUUAACAAUUAUAAUAGUAAAAAUCCCAUUAAACGUCAAGGCGAUUCUUUGCUACCUAAUGUGAAUUAAGUGUCGUCCUUCCUCUCUUUGACACAAUUUGCACUCUUCUCUGAUUCUUGCGUAUGUCGGGUGAGCUUAGCUUGUCUAGACCUUACUCCACCUGUAGUACACAUACACGCACACACAGAGUACACAUAAACACAGUGCAGUGGUCUAUAAAAUAAAUAAACUCAAGUCAAGCUUCAUUUCUCCUCUAACAUCAAUAUGCUGAUUCUGAUUUGGGAAAAAAAUCAAAAUAAUUAUUGUUAAAAAAAAAUUUAAAAAAAGUUUAUAAAUUCUUUUAAAAGUCACCCCGUUCUAUGUGCACUGUUCUGCCUUUAGUUUAGUGUUUUGGAGAAAAAAACGUAAGUGCUUUGCAGCCCUUGGGCCAUUGGCCUUGCCACUGAAGUGCAUUGUCCCUGCGCGCGACACGGAUGCUCGGGGUCAGUUUCGGGAGGAGAAUGCAGUGAAGGAGUCCAUCGUGUACAUAAAGGCUAAAUCGUGGUGGCGGUAGCAUAGCAAUAGUUCUUUGGGUGUUCACUGCUCUCCCAGCUCUGUGAAAUGUGUGUUUUGAAUGACUCUGAAGCUGCAAGAGUAGAAUCGAUGGUUUUUUGAUUGAAAUACCAGCCUUGUAGACAGCAGUUUGUACACUGUAUAGCUUUUUUAAAAAUCCUUUUUUUUUUUUUUUUGAUGCCCUUUUUUUAAAGGUAAACUUUUUGACUAACGAUUAUGUGUUGCUUCCAUUUUUCAGAGAAAAAAAUAAAACAACAUCAUAGAAACUGGACUUGAGUUACAACUCUCCAGGUUCUGUUAAUUUAUGAUUUUUUUAAAAACUAUUGUCCAUUUUUUGAAAUCCUGUACUUAAAGUAGAGGAAAGUUAUCCUUUACCAAACUGUAAAUGGUGAAAAGUUAUAUUUUAUGAAGGUCUUUUUGUGUUUAGUGUUGAUUAGCUUGGUUUUUUGAAACAUUUCAUAAAUGUUGGAAGUGUUGUUUUUGUUUCUGUGGCCAUAGAUAAAAUUAUUGUGUUUUUUUUUUUUCCAAAUGGAAAGAAUAUUCGAAUUUCUGAUGAGGGUGACAUUGGGUAUUAUUAUCGAACAAUCAGAACAGCGUUGACGUAACAGAAUGAGGUUGCGUGCUUUCUUCCUCUUUGUAGUGAUCGCCAGGGGGUUUAUUUGAAAUGACAUCACUUCUGUUCUCUGGUCCCUUAAUGAGUUGGGGGAAAACAUGCACGGUUGAAUAGUGACAUGUGAAUGAUGGGAUUCCAUUAUACAGUGUACAGGGUUUGUUUUUAUUUUUUUGUUUUUUCUUCCUGUAAAAAAAAAAAAAAAAAAUGACAGGAUAAUCCAGUGUUGCUGUCAGCUAAGCCCUACCAUUCCACACAUUUUUACAUAUCUGCUGUGAUCAUUGAUGAACGACAAAUGCGCUCAAAUGAACGGUAUUGGCUGACCUAAGCGGUGCUGAGUGUCCUGCUUCACAGCCGGUGGAGGGCCCUUCCUGAAAGGUCGGCCAUUGGUUGAAAACGGAGUGGAAACGAAGCCUGCUUUCACGUGCUUUUACUCCCAUUGACGUCGAGAUUUACUUUGCUAUCGAGGAGGAAUUCAGUGAAUGGCUGAAUAUUUGCACUUUCUGAUAGUUUCCCUGUUGCUUUACUAGUAUAUGUAUUGUUGGCAUCUGGUACGCAUGUUCAGUGCACCUCUUUGCCCUUUGACCUUCCACCACUUCCUGGAUCAGUGUUCUUCACAUACGCCCUUGGUUGCUCUCUUCUCUGCUACAACUCACAAUGUUACUUACAAGGGGAAAAGGAUGGGGAUGGUCAGUUUGUUCUUUUUUCCUUUUUUGCUGCCAUUUCAUACAUUUUAGUAUUUUUUUUAAAGGGCUGGUAAAGGUUAAAAAAAAGGUUAAAAAUCUAUGGUAAUAAUUAUGUACACAUUUGCUAUAAUUUCACACCAUUACAUAUAUUAUUUCUGAGAGUGACACUGGCCCAUUACAUGAGAGGUUCAUGAGUCUAGUCCUUACAGGACAGAAAUUCCUGUUUGAUCAUAUGGGCGUGGCCAUUGGAAACCCUUGAUUUUUCCAUAUGCAAGGAGGACCAGUGACACUAAUGCAAUCUGUAAUUCCUGAAUUUUUAUUGAAUGUGUGGUUACAAAAUACUCUGCUACAGGGACUAUGGUAAAUGUAUUAGCAAGCUGCAGACAGACUUUAAGAGGUAUGUUCUACAUCAACAAGUGUUUUAUUUUAGAGGGCAUUGACUGCAGCCUAGACAGACUGUGUAAACAAGUGUGACAGAAAACCAGCAUAUGUAACGUUUACCAAAAAAAAAAGGAACUUUCUUUUUCUUUUCUUUUUUUCAAAAAGCGAUAUUAAAGCAGUGCCUGUUGAACAUUAGUCUCAGUGGAGUUAAGUUGUAAAUAAAGUUCUUGAUAGUUUUUUUGUCAGAAAACAACAAACAGAAUGUGUGGGGCACCUCUUCCCUUGUUUUUUUUUUUCCCCCAUGUGUAAAGUUUUUGGAAGUGAGUCUUCAACAAAGCGUGUGCUUCGUUCAUUUGAAUCUUUUAGCCAGCUAGGAUGGAGUGCCCCUGUCUCUCUUGAUAUUUCUCUGAGGAAAAAAAAAAUUUAGUAGGGCAGUGUGUUUCUUUAGAUUGUCAAUGCUACAGUACAUUUAGUACAACGUUAGGUGAUGAGUUGUCAGUUUAAAAAAAAAAAAAAAAAAAAAAAUGCUUGCUAACCACACAGCAGGGUUGAUCCAUUUUGGUUCUUGUGGCACUUUUGAA